Molecule: messenger RNA, 1092 nt
Organism: Oppia nitens
Lineage: Eukaryota; Metazoa; Arthropoda; Arachnida; Sarcoptiformes; Oppiidae
Product: ras-related protein Rap-1b-like
Exons: 4
Coding region: 271-993 (240 amino acids)
Molecular function (GO): GTPase activity; GTP binding
Source: RefSeq, a predicted model, not a curated record
CGCUUAAACAGUCAUUCCAUACAUUUCAUAGAAAAAUUCAAGAAUAUUCACUUUAACUCUAUCUCUCACUUUCUCUAUGAGUGUGUAUACGACUAUAUAUAUAAUAUACUGCAUUCAAGUUCAAGUUCAGUAUACAGUAUAUAACAAUUGAAGAGCGGGCACUGGUAGCCAAAAACCAAAUUCAAACACUGCAAAAAUUAACUCAUCAUAAUUGCUAUCUCAUCAAACAUUCAAACAUUACUACAUUGGCAUAAUUGGAAAUCGUUAGAUAUGCCACAACAGCAUAUAUCGCAAAUGCCCCGAUUGGGCACUUUGGUGUCCAGUCUGGACGGCCAUCAGCGGGUAAACCUACACUGUCGGGUAGUGGUGUUGGGUGCGGCCAAAGUCGGCAAAACGGCAAUUGUCGAACAAUUCCUUUACGACGCCUUCCCAGUACUUCACUCGGCAACUGUCGAACAGUUAUAUAGAGCCGAAUAUCAGGUGCGCGGCACAGGUUCACUAACGUUAGACAUAUUGGACACCAGCGGUUCGUAUGAGUUCCCAGCGAUGAGACAGUUGGCCAUCAAAUCGGGCGACGCAUUCAUACUUGUCUUCUCACUCGACGACUACGAAACGUUUGAAGAAGUUAGACGUCUUCGGGAACUGAUUCUCGAGUUGAAGUCGACGGACAACAAUGAUAACCAACCAAUGAUACCCAUCUGUGUUGUCGGCAAUAAAUGUGAUUUCGACGAUAAAAGAGUCAUAAGAAAGGAAGUGGCUGAAAGUGUCAUAUGUCUGGACUGGGAGAACGGUUAUGUGGAAUGUUCGGCCAAAGAGAACCAGAAUGUCGUUAAAAUAUUUCAGGAGCUGAUGAUUCAGGCGAGAGUGCCUUACGAUGUCGGACCGGCCAUUGCCAAUGGCAAACCACGACGGAGCUCAUUGCCCGAGUGUCCCAUUAGUCCGACUGUCAAAGAUAAGAGAAUGCCUAAAAGAAACAGCUGUGCCGUAUCAUAAUAAGCCCAUUAUCAUUCCCGGGAGCUCAUGGAGUUAAUUUCAAUGACCCCGCACUCUCAAGUGAUAUUUGUGUUGGUUUUAUAUAUAUAUAUAUAUUGA